AAUGGUAUUAAUAUUCAUUUGCAUAUUCCCAUUAAUUCCCACGGAAAGUUUCCACCUCUGAAUGUGCCCCAAAAUGUGCAAACCUAAUUGUGACAUUACAUACAUUCAACGAAAAUAGGCACCCUUCUCGACAUAAACACUGACUGUGAGGAAGUAUUGCGUGAUGAUUAGCUUAGCAACUGCGUGACGCAGCAUGACAACGUGAACUUAUGCUGGGUGGGACGUUAUACGUUCCUUCAUUCAUUGGAUUUCUAGCUCCUUUCUAUAUCUGGCAUCGGCACCAUGCAAUGCACCCUGGACGUCCUUUUAAAUUACACAUUUUUGCAAUCUGAAAGUUGUAUUCCUAUUAACUUCAUCGCAGUGCUACGUCAUACCUUCCGGGUUUCUACCUGCUUGAACGCCGAUCACGUGAAAACAUUAAAUGCUUUUAAGAGCAAAAACCAGAAUAAACAGGAACAAUCUUAAUCCUGGAAAAACUAAACAAAGAAAAAGUAAUUUGGGGGAAAAACGGAAUUAGACAAUUUUAAAUAGAUUUUACAUGGCCCUAAUUACCUUGCACAGUAGAUAUCAAUGAACAUAUUGGUAAUGCAUUUUCCUAUAUCAUUUUCUUUUAAAAGUAUCAUAUUGUUGUGAGCAGCAGUCAUUUCAGCCUAGUGUAGAGUAGGUCAUAUCUGUAUUCGUCACUGAACCCCCGUGAUGUUCUGUAUGUCAAAUGGAAUUUCAAAGUGAUCGUCCAACAUCAGUUUGUCAGGCAUUUCUCUAGUUAUAAUCGAAAUGACUGAAUUUUGUACCGUAUGAAUCAUUUAAUUUAGGAUAUUCCAUGAGGUUUCUCGUAAUGUUUUUUCCCCUAAAGAGCCUGUACUAGUCUGAAGUAAUUUAUUCCUCUUAAUGCAGACUGGUGACGACUGAUUUGGAUAUGUUUUUCUGAACUUAUUAGAUCAUUUUAACUCUGUCACAUGACAGAACUAAAGAACCCUCAGGUUGAUGGUGCCUUAUGAUGCUUAGUUAUGAUCUAUAAUGCUCAAACAUACUAGUGGUUUUGCUUCGUAGUGUUAGAGCAUCGUUUCCCAAACUCGGUCCUCUGGACCCAAAUGGGGCCACGUUUUGGCUUUUGCCAUAACACUACACAGCUGAUUCAAAUGAUCAAAGCUUGAUGAUUAGUGGGUUAUUUGAAUCAGCUGUGUGGUGCUAGGACAUGUAUCAAAAUGUGCACCUCUUUGGGUCCCGGGGACCAAGUCUGGGAAACUCUUGUGUUAGAGGAAGUGGCCUCUACUCCAACCCCCCCCCCUUCUCAUGUGAUGACGGCUGGCUCCAGAGACCAGAGGAAGUGGCUUUUGCAUCGGUGCUGCCCCCACAGACCCAGUGUUUGACAUCUCAGACAAGCACCAGCCACUUUUCGCCUGACGCUAGCUCCCUAGCCCUGAUUUUGGUCUUUGGGUCAUCAUGGAACACCAAGGCCUACUCUCUAUCAUCGUGGUCAUUCUAUGGGUUAUGGCUGUGUGUGUGGCCAGGCUUACCCCCCGGGUCUCCUUUCCGAUGGGUACACCCGGGAGGCGUCUCAGCCGCUUCGACAGCUCGGACGUCGGCAACACCACCACACUGUUGCUAAGCGACGACGGCGACACGCUGUUUGUGGGGGCGCGGAACGCAGUUCUCUCAUUGGAUGUCAGCCAGGAGGACGCCAUUGUGAUGAGGAGCAAGCUGGACUGGUCCCCCUCAGAGAAGGACCUGGACGAAUGCUCCAUGAAGGGCAAGAAAAAGACGGACUGUCCCAACUUCAUCCGGGUGCUGCAGUUCCUCAACUCCACGCACAUGUACGCCUGUGGAACCUUCACCUUCAGCCCACGCUGCACCUACAUCAACUCUGAGACGUUCUCCCUGGUGACGAGCCCCAGUGGAAAGCCAGAGGAGGGCAGAGGUCGCUGCCCCUACGACCCCUACCAACGUAACUCGGCCAUCACAGUCGAUGGAGAGCUGUACACUGGGACGGUAGCGGACUACAUGGGAAACCGACCGGUCAUCUCCCGCCACCUCAGCGAGGGCGGCCAUGUUGAUCUGAAGCUGGACGACACGUUGGGCUGGCUGGAGGAUCCCACUUUCAUCAGCUCCAACUUUGUCCCCAGCGAAGAGAAGAUCUAUUUCUUCUUCAGCGAGGUGGGCCGGGAGUACGACUUCAUUGACAAGUUCACUGUAUCUCGCAUCGCCCAAGUCUGCACGAGUGACGUUGGGGGCCAGCGUACCCUGCAGCGACGCUGGACCACCUUCGCCAAAGCCCAGCUCCUGUGUCAGUCUGACAACGAGCUGCCCUACAACGUCAUCCAGGACAUCGUCACCCUCCCGCCACCUGAGGGCGCCCCAGUGGACGACACCCUCUUCUUCGGCAUCUUCAGCUCUCAGUGGUCGGUGAACUCGGGGCAGUCGGCAGUGUGUGCGUUCCGCCUGGGCGACAUCAAAGCGGUUUUCGCAGGCAACUACAAGGUCCUGAAUCGGGACACGCUUCGGUGGAGCAUGCGGGUUCAGGAGAAGGUCGCCAACCCGGGAGAGUGUGGCCUGCACAAUGCCUCAGACAACACCCUUCGCUUUGUCAAAGAAAACUUCCUCGCGGACGACAGCGUACACCCUGUGGGGCGGAGCCUGACCAUGGUGUCACCUGACCAGCGCUACAGCCAUGUGGUCACCCAGAGAGUACAGGCCGCCAAUGGCAAGGACUUCACUGUUCUCUUCCUGCUCACAGAAUCGGGCUACCUCCACAAAGCAGUGCUGCUGGACAAGGGUGCACACAUCAUUGAGGAGAUCCAGGUCUUCGAGCAGCCUCAGCCCAUGAAGAACCUCCUGCUUUCCAUAUCAAAGGGUGUGGUGUUUGUGGGCUCAUCAGAAGGCGUGGUGAGGGUCCCGGCCUCCAACUGCUCCUACUACUGGAGCUGUGCCGAGUGUGUGCUGUCCCGAGAUCCUUUCUGUGGCUGGGACCCCUCCGUCAAAGUCUGUACCCACGCCAACAGCAUCCAGGACAACGCAGGCCAGGAUGUGGAAGGAGGGAAUGUGCAGGAGGCGUGUGCUUCGCCCAUGCCCAAAUUCAGAUUUGGACUGAACAAAGGAAAAGCAGACUCCUUUCCUGUAGGUGAGCUGGUGUCUGUGUCCCUGAAUGAGGUGGUGCGACUGCAGUGCCCAGAGGCCUCGAGCCUGGCCCACCGCCACUGGGAGCGACCCAACAGCCGCCUCUCCCCAGACCUCUACCUGCAGCUGGAGGAUGGAAGCCUGCACUUCCUGGCCACGCCCGCCACCCUGGGCCACUACCUGUGUCUCUCCACAGAGAACGGCUUCCAGCAGAACCUGGCCAUCUACCAGGUAAAGCAGAAGAGCAGCCCCACCCCUCAGGCCGCUGCCCCUGGCAUGAUGACCACACGCCCCCAGAGCCCAGCCCUCCCCCCAACCACCCAGGCCGGUUCAGGAGGAUGGCUCACUCCACACUUGACUGGGCCCAAGCAGACCGAGCCGGAGCCCACCGCGCCAGCAAGGGAGACUCCGGUCACCACGAGGCGGACCAGCAGGAACUUUACUUUCUGGGUGGCGCAGUCGGGGGAGACUGAGACUGAGGCGGAGUGGCAGGGAGGGGAGAAGCUGCUGCUGGGGCAAACCUACCUGAAGGAGCUGGUGGUGGUGUCUGUACUGCUAGCGUGCUGCGUUAGUAUUCUGCUAACUAUGGCGCUGUAUAGCGUGAGGCAGCGCUGCCGCAGCAGGACGGCGCCCCAGGCCAACGCCCCAGGGAGGGACUCGGAGAGGGGCGGCCCUCAGGAGCGGGAGGCCCUUCGGGGCGGUCAGUCGCCAUGCAGCAAUGGCAUGCGGAAUGGGCAGAUGGCACACAACGGCCAAGCCAGCGGGGUCGUGUGCAACGGCACGCCGAGGGGCUCCAAUGGGCAUCUUCCCAACACCCCUAUCUGAGCACAGUCAACCGCAUCUCACCCUAACUAUUGACAUACCAUAUCCACUCUACCUGAGAACAAUGUAGCCUUUACAUGGUCACUCUUGAGCCAUGGGGUUUUACAUGAACACGGCUAACUGCAGCACUGUGUGUGGACUGUCAUGACAGCGAGUAAGACUGAUGUGGUAACUCAACUAAAUGGAAACCGUUUUCUGAUACGAUACCAGCCUUUGUGAAUCAAAGGGCAGACUGAUUAACAUGACUCACUGCUCUUAUACAAUACAGUGUAUUAUAUUGUGCUGUAAAUACUUUGGAGACGAGGUUCCAUUUGACUAGACUGUGUUUAUUUGUGUAUUUAAUGAAAGAGCCAAGAAAGCCGAUUUAUCGAAUGUACAUGAAGGACUGCAUCACUACACUGCCACAACAACUGCCACUGCCGCUACACUGCCACAAAAAAAAGAAAAGAAAUGGCUCCUAAACAGGUUUCCUACCACUAACUAUUAACUAACGUGUCCACUCAAAUCACAGGCAGUGGAUGCAUAUUGCGAGGAACACAAAAAACAGCCUUUUUUGUUCUAACAGUAAUUUUGUAGCAUCAGGUCUACAUUGCUAAACCACUUCCUUUGUAUGCAGCGCCAUUGCGAAAGUUAACGGAGCACGUUGUAUGGUACAAUGUUCUAUUGUUAUUUAUUUUGCUGGUUUAUUUUUGUCGUUCUGUUGAUUGUGCUGCCAAUUUACUUUUCUUUUUUGUCUUUCACCCAAAACGCACAUUUUUUUUUAAAAUCCUGCGGUCUGUGACGCCAUGAGAACAUGAUGUUGAUUUGACACUGUAGGGCUUAUCUCUGCCAGAACAAACAAGAUUAUGCUGGUGUUUAGAGACCCUUUUAGUUUUUAUAAUUUAUGUUGUCAGCAUAUUAACUGGACUGAAAUCCUCAAAUCACUUCGAAAACUGUGAUAUUGCCAAAAUUGCAUUUUGAAUGAAAACACUUUUCCUUUUUUUUUGCUAGACAGCUUUUCAGAAACUGAAAGCAGAUUAUGAGAGAGUUGGCUCUUUUUAAGCUGCUUUAGAUGACGAUGAGAAAGACUAAUAGUUAUUAAACAAAUAUAUGGUACUCCUUGUCUUCGGUACAGAUCACAAACCACUUUUCUUUUUAAAAUAAGUUGUUUUGUCUUUAUUUUUAUACAAUCGUAUCUUACUGUUUCAAUGUUGCAAAUAAACUGUUCAAUUUGUGCAAAAAUAA
Salmo salar (Atlantic salmon) is the source of this 5160-nucleotide messenger RNA. NCBI's taxonomy places the organism in Eukaryota, Metazoa, Chordata, Actinopteri, Salmoniformes, Salmonidae. The record is from RefSeq and is a predicted model, not a curated record.